GUGGAGCUUCCGGUUCCGGUGGGGCCGUCUCUAGCGGCGGAGAUGGCGGCUACAGCGGCGGAGGUCGCGGCCUCAGGCUCUGGAGAACCGCGGGAAGAGGCAGAAGCUCCCGGCCCCGCCUGGGAUGAGUCCCAACUGCGCAGUUAUAGCUUCCCGACCCGGCCCAUCCCGCGUCUAAGUCAGAGCGACCCCCGGGCGGAGGAACUGAUUGAGAAUGAGGAACCUGUGGUGCUAACUGACACGAACCUUGUGUAUCCUGCCCUGAAAUGGGACCUUGACUACCUGCAAGAGAAUAUUGGCAACGGAGACUUCUCUGUGUACAGUGCCAGUACCCACAAGUUCUUGUACUAUGAUGAGAAAAAGAUGGCUAAUUUCCAGAACUUUAAGCCAAGGUCCAACCGGGAGGGAAUGAAAUUCCACGAGUUUGUGGAGAAACUGCAGGAUAUACAGCAGCGAGGAGGGGAAGAGAGGUUGUAUCUGCAGCAAACACUCAAUGACACUGUGGGCAGGAAGAUUGUCAUGGACUUCUUGGGUUUUAACUGGAACUGGAUUAAUAAGCAACAGGGAAAGCGUGGCUGGGGGCAGCUGACCUCCAAUCUGCUGCUCAUCGGCAUGGAAGGAAAUGUGACACCUGCUCAUUAUGAUGAGCAACAGAACUUCUUUGCUCAGAUAAAGGGCUACAAGCGAUGCAUUUUAUUCCCUCCGGAUCAGUUUGAGUGCCUCUACCCAUAUCCUGUUCAUCACCCAUGUGACAGACAGAGCCAGGUGGACUUUGACAAUCCUGACUACGAGAGGUUCCCCAAUUUCCAGAAUGUGGUUGGUUACGAAACAGUGGUUGGCCCUGGUGACGUCCUUUACAUCCCAAUGUACUGGUGGCAUCACAUAGAGUCAUUACUAAAUGGGGGCAUUACCAUCACUGUGAACUUCUGGUAUAAGGGGGCUCCCACCCCUAAGAGAAUUGAAUAUCCUCUAAAAGCCCAUCAGAAGGUGGCCAUAAUGAGAAACAUUGAGAAGAUGCUUGGAGAGGCCUUGGGGAACCCACAAGAGGUGGGGCCCUUGUUGAACACAAUGAUCAAGGGCCGCUACAACUAGCCUGCCAGGAGUUGAGGCCCCUGCCAGGUGACUGCUAGCCCGUCCACACCGCUUCAUUGAUGAGGACAGGAGACUCCAAGCUCUAGUAUUGCACGCGCACUUAAUGGACUGGACUCUUGCCAUGGCUCUGGAGGCAGGUGUUUGGGGCAAGGCAGGGUGGUCGGCACUCCACUCCUGUUGGGAGGGACUUCUUACCCUCGCCUCUGUGCCCCUGCACCUUCCCUCUCUGCCUCCCUAAAGUCCUGCAUUCAGUGUUGGAGUCCCAGCUUCUGGUUGUCAUCAUGUCUGUGUGUGUCAAUCUGUCAACCUCGGGAUGUGUGUGCGUGCACACGCAUACGUGUAUCUGUUCUUGCGCCCUCCUUUGGGUCAGGAUGCCACUCUUGUUCUCAGUCCUGUCUCCUGCAGCCUCAGUGCCUCCGCCUGAGAGAGAGGAGAUGCACUUGGAUGCCCACUACACCUGGGCUGCAGGGCCAGAGCUGUCCUGCCCCUUAGGUCAGCCAGCCUCCUCCCAGGCUUCACAGAGUCAGGCUCUGUGCUGGGUGGAAUGGCUACUGGGACUCGAAUGGGGAGAGUAAGCGGGAGGUUUGCCUUUGAGAGCCUAGAGAGCUUCCUGUGAGAGAGAAGUAGGGUUCCAAAUGGGACCUUCAUGCCCAAGCCAUACAUUAGAAAAGAGCCUUGGGACACAAGAACCAAGGAUUGUGCAUAAAUUCCAAAUUGCAGGCACACGCAGCUUUUCUCUUUCAGCACCAGCUCUUGCUCCCUGUGCUGGGUACCAAGGGAGUCCUCCUAGCAAUGGCUUCUCUAGGUUCUAGGGAUGCGAGCCUCUGUGCGGGGGUGUGUGUAUGUGUGCGCGUGCGCGCGCAUGUAUGUGUGUUCACACUGGCCUGCUUACCAAGUUUCUCUACUGCUUAACCUUGUCCAGUGGGACAUACAGUGGGACCCCCAGGGCAGUACUGCCUGACCUAACCUAAAGCUCUUAAACUCAGUUUUAGCCAUUGGAUGUUGGUCAGGUCUCACUGCAGCCUGCCUGAGGCUGACUGGCCAGAGCCUCCAGGUCCUGCGACCCUCUUGCCCAGGCUACGUCCUCCACGUCUGCGGAGCUUCCUGGCUGAGUAGACAAAAUGGGAUCAAGCCUAGGCAGCUAACUCACCACCACCUGUCAUCCACCUCACCUCACGGCAAGGGCAGAAACAUAGCCUUGUCUCUCAAGCCAGCGCCUCUGUCAAACCCACUGUAAUGCUCACAAACACCCUCGGAAGUCAGGGCGACGGGUGGAGCACAGAAGUGGAAUUGCCUUUUCUGUUCAGAGCUGCUCGUGGGAACCCCUGUCAGAGCUGCAGCUUACAGCCGGGCACUGCGCAGCAUGAAGGCUGUCAUUCACAUCUGUUCAGCGGAAGUGGGGCCCCUGGAAUUGGGCAGCAUGGUGGCCCUGUGUCUUGUCACCUCCACUCUCAUUCCCUGCCCUUUCUCUGGAAGGAAAGAGGAGUUGGAGUCGGGGGUAAUUUUUCCUUUUUUUUUUUCCUUUUUUUGCCAAAGGUUUACUUCCAGUGUCUGAGCUAUGGCUGUUAGCCCCAGAACUGUUUACAGUGACAGUGCACUGAUGGACUGAGAGGAUGUGUGUGUAUGUGUGUGCGCACCUGUGUGUGUGUUUUGGGGAGGGGUGUUUAUUUUUAGUGCCCCAUUCUGGGGUUCUCUGAUGCAGUGUGGGGGUGCAAACACGGUACCUUCUCAAGUGUAGUUCUUUCAAAUAUAACCAAUGCUGGGAAAUGUGAUUGCAGUGAUCUCCAUCCCUCCAUCUCUUUUGGGAAAGAGGAACACACAAAGAAAACAAGGCAGACGGAGGAUAAACUUGGCCGCAACCACACUUUGAAAGAGAGCGGAUUGUUUUCGUCCUUGUCUACUGCGUUCCUGGCUCGGCCGGCAAAGAUGUGGGUGAUGCAGGACAGGGAGGUGUGUGCCACUCAGUGGGCCUUGCUGGGUGCUGUGCCCACACAGGUCUGAUACGGUGACCAAGAGGCAGGGACCUUCACAGGAUUGGUUCUGAUCCUUGGGUAGUAUCAUAGUCACCCCUGAUUAUUAGACACCUAAUAUGUGCCUAGUGCUUUUAUCUUUGUUCCUCAGGAUCCUGCAAGGUGGGUAUUCUCAUUUUACAGCUGAAGAAAUGGGCUCAGAGGUUAAGUGUUUAGUGGCAAUCAAGAUUUGAACCCAGAGCUGUUUGGCUACAAACCCCCUGCUGCUGCUUUUCUACCAAACUCUGCUGAUUCUCUUACCUCCUCCCUUGUACUACAGGCCAUUCUCAGAUCUCACCCCGCUGGGCAAUGUCUGGAGCAGACAGGCUUAGCCCAAAAGGGUGCAGAAGGUACAUCGUGGGAUGAAAGCUCUUCUGGGCUCCAGCUACAGACAUCUGGGAGAACUGCCAGGAAGCUGUCUUAGGAGUUAGGGGAGUGCUGGAAGGGGCUAUGGGGAGAUUGAGUCCUAGGUCCCAUUGUGUUACUUACUAGUGUGUCCUUGAAUAGGUCCCUAACUUCUCCCAGCAUGCUUUGCAUCGACAGCAUCGAAGAGUUAGUUCUAAGAACCUUGAUUCAUGUUCUGCUGCCUCCUUUUCCCCCACGGAAGAGGUUGCGGUUCUUCACUUACCUAGGUUAGGGCCAUUCAGACUCAAAUUCUGCUUGGGGCGGAGGAAACAUUUCUGCUCUGUUGCUUAUCCUGAUGGAAGCAGACACCAAAGGGCAGUGGGGGUUUGGGACUGCAUGGAGGUCAGCCAUGUAGGCUCCCAUUAUAUACGAGCAGGUACAGGGGAAACGACUCUCUUUUGAAGUCAAAUAUUUGUUGGGGGGUUGGAGUUGGAGGAUGGAGGAGGGGCUGUUCUGGGCAUCAGUUGAGCAGAUGCCCAGGAUGCCUGGGGGAGACCAGCUUCCCCUACAAAUCAGAGCUCUAAAUUACAAGGUUUUUACCAACGCGAACAGUUGGGGGAAGUCGUCUGCUCUCAUUUGCGUAAUGGUUUCUGUCACUGGUGAUUAGACACAGGAUGAAGGAAAAGAAAUUUGACAAUUAGGAAUGAGCGAUCAUUAAUCUGAAUCUGUUAGGAGACAGAGAGGGGAAGGAUCCUUAUCAGUGGGCCAGCCCAGUGUGAGGAGACACACUCUGCCCCCUGGAGACUCGGGUCACGGACCCUUUCAUUGUCCCACAAGAAGGCUGAGCUGGUAUUUCUUCAGACUAGGUGGGCCCACUCCCCAGCCUGAGGCGGAUGCAGGGACAGACUAAUACAGGCGUGAACCAACAGAGAGAAGAGGGGUGCCGAAUGCAAGCGAUAGGGCAAAGAAGAACAAGGGGAUAGUUCGGACGUGUGUUCCUGUUGGUGGAAAAUGUUUUUGUAGUCACUCCAGACACCCGACCUAUGACAAGUAUUUGCCACAUUCCAACACUGAAGGGUGUGGAGAAAACCUGUUCUCUAGGAGCUUCUGCUUAGUUGGAGAGGAAACCACACGAAACAACCAAAGGUUAUGAAGCCAUGUAUCAUGCACCCUGUGAGGACGAGGCUAGAGACUGGAAGGAGGAGGAAGAGAGCAGAGCUCUCCAGGCUGCUCCAAGCCCCUGGGCUCCCCAGAAAGGGACUCUGCACUCUAGGCCUUCCAGCAACAUUGACGUUCUUCCUUCCCCACGUUGCAGCUGGAGUUACGUGUGCAGGGAGGGCACUGGGGCCCUUGCCAAGAUGUGUAGGCAGGUGCUGAGGUUAAGAGGCUGAGUCCCAACUUGGAUCUUCCCGUGGCUCCUUGUUUGCCCUCAUCCCCUCUCUAUCUUCAGACUUCAAGGACAAUAUUAAUUUGCACCAGUUGGUGGGUUCCUCAGUCCUGUGACGUGUGUGUGGUGGGUUCCUUAGACGAGAGGCUCCUGCAAGGAGUGGGGCAGUGUGCUUGCGCCUCUGUUGGAGUGUGAACUCACAGAUGCAGCUGUCUCUCUCCCCUUGGUAAAUUCCCUAUCCUUGGGUCUUCUCCCGUCAAAAUCCACUUCCGAGUUUAGUGGGGCUACAGGGAAUGGCCCUCAGUGUCCAGUUUUACCCAAACAGUGAAUGCUGGGGUGCACCUGGAAGUGGCUCAUGGGCCUCCGGAGGCUCUGACCUGAUGGCAGUCCAUAUCUUCGAGGGCCGUCAGUGCUUGUCUCCACUCCCUGCCCACCUCUCUGGUGUCCUCACAAACUGCUCUAAAGAGAGGUUCCAGCUUCUCUUUCCAGAGCUCCCUCAGUUUCUCUAUUGUCUCCCCCUGCCCAGUCUCCAGCAGCCCUUUCACCAAGGUCCUUUUCCCUAAACGGGUGCCCUUUCCUCAGCCUCCAGACUGCAAGUGUUUGGAUGGACUUGCUAGGAUCCCUCUCCCUGAGGUCGUCACUGUUAAUCUUUUUUUUUUUCUAACCUGUGAUAGCUGUUUAUUAACACAACGUUAGUCCAUUCUGUGUGUGCUCUGUCCUCUUGUCAUUCUGCUGUUCGUUCUGUACAUCCCAGUUUAGUUUUUCUAAUUGGUGACCCUUUCUGCUAGUCGUCAGCCAGCUGUGUAAUCCUCAGGUCUUGGGAUCCUCAGCAGAGCCCUGCUGAACGUUUUUGGUGCAUUUCUGGGGGACAAAGCCUCAGACACUGGCAGCCUUGAGGCCCAGGGGCCUAUGGUCAGUCCAGCCUCUAGAGAUGGGUGAAGGGAGGGUACUCGGAGAGUCAUGAACAGUGGAGAACCAGCGAGGGGGGCUGGGCAGGAAGUUCCCCAGGAGUAAGGCCUGGCAAGCCAGGGUGGAAGAACCCAAGUCUGUGUUUCCACCCAAAUGCAUCUGUAUGCCUUAGGGUCCAGCAGUUAGGGAUGGGAGCAUUUUGUGAAUGUCUCCGAAUUUCUCUCAGGUGUUUCUGGCGAUGCUCCGAGUCACCAAGUGUAGCUUACCUCUGCAUUUCAGCACUUGCUGGAAGGAAACAGCAUAUUGAGUAGUCAUAUGUCAGGAGCGGACAUCUUAGGUGAGAAAGGCCCUGGAAGCCGGCAGCUGGAGACGGGGACGCGGUGGUCAGCCUGUACCCAGACCUUCCACUCCUCCAAGUGUUUUAAGUACAAUAGCUGACUAUGGACCUUGCCUUCCUCCCCACUUAAAACCUGGUCUUUGGGCAAUAUUUUGGGAAGGAGAAGAUGUUCUUUAACGUCCAAUGAAAAACAUUCUAGCCUAGCAUUUAAAAGCAUGGAUUUGGGAGUCAGAUGUCUUUGGUUCAGAUUUCUAGCAUUGCUACUCACCAGCUGUGUUUGAACUUGUUGAUUGAUUUCACCUCUCUCAGCCUCAGUUUCCUCAAGGAAAAUGAUGUGUGUGGGAGGGAAGGGGGUGUUGAAAAUAUCUACCUCCCAGUGGUUGGAUUAACCUAAACAAUGUAAAGCUUUAGCACAGUGCCUGGCAAGCACUUAAUAAAUGGCGUGGUGGUGGCAAUGGUUGUAUUUAUUAUGUGACUUAAACGAUUUCAGUGAUUC
Molecule: messenger RNA, 6575 nt
Organism: Hipposideros armiger (great roundleaf bat)
Lineage: Eukaryota; Metazoa; Chordata; Mammalia; Chiroptera; Hipposideridae
Gene: HIF1AN
Product: hypoxia inducible factor 1 subunit alpha inhibitor
Exons: 8
Coding region: 43-1092 (349 amino acids)
Biological process (GO): negative regulation of Notch signaling pathway
Cellular component (GO): cytoplasm; nucleus
Molecular function (GO): peptidyl-histidine dioxygenase activity; ankyrin repeat binding; [protein]-asparagine 3-dioxygenase activity
Source: RefSeq, a predicted model, not a curated record